AUCAGGCGUCAGAUGCCUUCCUCCACCUGUAAUGCAGAGGGUUGCAGAUAUCAUAAAGGCUAUUCAGCUGCAAAGAAUAAUGAAAAGCACUCUUCGUGUCCGUCAAGCAUUGAAUUUUCAGAUGAAGUGAUUUUUUGUGGAAUUGUGAAAACAGGAGCUUCAGACAAUAACCAAAGAAAAUCUGCAUGUCCUUCAAGAAACAUCUCACAUCUUGCUAUGAUUGAUCUCACUGCUGAUCAACCUGAAGUUGAAUAUUUAUCACCAUUAACACUUGCAGCCAUUGGAUCUGCGGGUGAAUCGACUUUUCAUCAUAAGGGUCGGAUCAAGUCUAUAUUCCUAAUUCCUCCUCUUCCGGAGAUUUCCAUUCCAUCAAAUCUUCCAUCCAUAGCUGCCAUGAGUAAUUUACCUCAGAAGAUGCAAAUCAGGAUUGCUAAAAUUAAAAACCCUGACGCCAUUGGAGUUCUGUGGGACAUAACAAAGGUUGAUCAAAAUGCAGCCCCCAUGCACAGCUACCACUUGUACAUCCUGUACGAAGACUGCAAUGGCAACAUUUCACCAUGGAAGAACAUCGCGUCAGUAAAGGCGUUGCCUCUUCCAGCUGCCUGCCAAUUCACAGGUUACAGAUCAGCCAAAAGGAUUUGUUUUUCCAUAAUUGGAAGAGAUGUUUAUGGCCGCUUUGGCCCUUAUAGUGAUGUUCAGUCAAUUAUAUUUAAAAGAAAUUACCAAUAGAUCUUUUUCUAAAAUAAAAUAUUAAUCCAUG
Erpetoichthys calabaricus (reedfish) is the source of this 760-nucleotide messenger RNA. RefSeq names its product activating transcription factor 7 interacting protein 2 (gene atf7ip2). The transcript has 6 exons. Bases 13 to 729 code for a protein of 238 amino acids. Gene Ontology annotation, cellular component: nucleus; transcription regulator complex. Gene Ontology annotation, biological process: regulation of DNA-templated transcription. NCBI's taxonomy places the organism in Eukaryota, Metazoa, Chordata, Cladistia, Polypteriformes, Polypteridae. The record is from RefSeq and is a predicted model, not a curated record. Gene Ontology annotation, molecular function: protein binding; transcription coregulator activity.